GCGCAGUGCGCCACUUCUAAUUUGCACGCAAGUUGCAUUGGACGUGUGGAGGGCAGAAGUUUGCGAGUUGGAAACGACAAAAACUUAACAGAAUUAUCGGCUUUUGGAGGACAGUAGAUCGCCAAAAUGCCAGCUACUGGCAAAGGCACGAGUAAUGCUCCGAUUACGGAGCAGAUCUCGGAGGUGUCACGUAAAAUAGCUUUGCUAGAUGGCGACCGCAAGGCCUACUUUGAGAGUUCGCAAUGGACCAUCAGCCAGAACCGGGAUACCAUCAGCAAGCUGCGUAAGGAGAACAAGAUGCUGCACAAGGGGCUGGCCGCCAGCAAGGCCGGGGACGAGAGAGUUAUCAACACGGCCUUCAAAGAGAGGAACGUGGAGAGGGCCUCCCUCAGGGGCAAAUCGGGGAAGGAAGCCAUACUUCAGAUGGAUCAGAAGGUCUGCGAGGCCAAGAAACGACUGAACUACGAGAACGCUCAGACCCUCAAGAUGGAGAAGAAGCUAGCCGAGCUGGAGACACAGUAUGCUCAGAUGAGGAAAGAUGCAUCGGACGCUGAUGCCAUGGAUGCGGGCACGUCAGACGAAGCAAUGACCUUGCGCUCGCUGGAGAAUCGUCUUGACAAGGCGCUCCUUAAGCUCCACGAGGCGGAGCACAUCAAUCGCACCUACCUGGCCAUCCGAGACCAGAUGGUCAAGGACAGCUUGACCUUUGGCAACGACCUGGACGUCUUGGAGGCCGAGAUUGACACACAGAAGGAAGAAGUGAAGAGGUUGCAGACUAUGAACCGGGACGCGCAGAUCUCCAGAGACGUAGCCAAGGCGGAGCUAUCCAAGCAUGAGGAGACAGUCUACCGAGAGAAACGUGAGCGUGAAGAGGCCCUAGCAGACCUCCGGAAACAAGCCGAAGAAAAGAAGGCGCACGCUGAAAGAGUAGAAAGAAGGCUUCACCGAGCGUCGAUCCAGCAUGACGAGCUCACCACUGAACAGAAGCAGUUGAUCAGCGGCGAGGAACAAGAAAAGAAGAUUGGUUCUUACGAGGAGGCAUUCCAUGCCAUCAAGGAUGCUACAGGCGUCAGUGACCUCCAUGAGGUAGUGAUGCGGUUUGAGUCUCAAGAAGAGACCACUAGGCAUCUUGAAGAUCUCAAGGAGAGCGGAGAGAAGCAAGUCAAUCGUCUCAAAGAGGACAAAGCUAAGCUGCAGAGAGAGUUUGAGGAGAUGAAAUAUUCAGGCGAGGCAAGACUGUCCAGUGGACAGAGGAUGCUGGAGGACUUUCAGACCCACCUUAAGAAUGAGGAAGAUCGCAGGGAGGCUUCUCAGGACAAACUGGACAAGUCCAGCAAGAUCCUGGUCAACGUCAAGUCGGGCGUUGAACAUCUGGCCGACAAGCUGCAGCACCUCAAAGCAAGCAAGGGUCACGUGCCCCAAGCCCAACUAUCUCCAACAUCAGAUGAGUUUGUCUUAGAUCUUCUAUCCACCUGCGAAGAGAAACUCCUCAAACUGAUGGAAGAUUUAGACGGACACGACGUUGACGACACACUCCAACAAAUGGAGGAUGAGGAGUUCCACGUUGGCAUUGAGGGGCAGAUGCCUCAACAUAACACCCGUAUCAAGCUUGCCGCCGUUGCGAGAGACACUGCAUAUGAUGAUGAUGACGAGAGCGGCGACGAUGAGGAUAUCAUCACAAGGAGCCAACUCAAGAAGCAGGCCCAGACCUUAGUGGACUCUAAGACAAAGAAACACAAGGUCCGCGCUCGCAAGAAGAAGGGCAAGUAAACAGCGCCCCCGCCUGAUUCAUCAGAGCUGCGAGGACUGGACCGACAAUUAUAUGUAUAUGACCAACAAGUCUGGUGCCUAGACUCGUGCCUCGACUCUCUGCUGUUUUUCUGUGGAAUUGUAUUUUCGCUUGCAUGCCACGCUCUAAUACUAAAAAAGCCACAGAUGGUCUGUAGAUUGGUGUUUCUGAAACCACGGAUGCAUCUUUGGUUUGGAUUCCAGAGAUUUAUUUUAGCUCCCAACUUGGGGGCACUAGCUCAACACAUUUCAUGUUCUGCAAUAUGAGAUUCAAAUGUACGGGGUUUGCAUUAGGUUUGGAAAUUUAAGGCUUUGAAAUGGUUGCGGAACCAGAGAUGCAGCCAAACCCGAGACAAAACUCUGGUUUCACAAACCUUCCAAUGACUUGUCUACUGCACUGUAAUGUAUUCCCAUUUAACCAGCUCAUGAAUCCGUCCAGUUAAAAUCAUUUAAAUUUCUGAUGUUAAAAUAUUAAUUGUAAAUAGUGUUGAAUGACGAUUAUUCCUUAAGAAUUAGACAUUCUCUAAAGUAUAGUUGCUACAAAUCGUGAAAUGUUCAUUUUUAAACCUUUAAGU
Patiria miniata (bat star) is the source of this 2363-nucleotide messenger RNA. RefSeq names its product coiled-coil domain-containing protein 151-like. Gene Ontology annotation, cellular component: cilium. The record is from RefSeq and is a predicted model, not a curated record. NCBI's taxonomy places the organism in Eukaryota, Metazoa, Echinodermata, Asteroidea, Valvatida, Asterinidae. The transcript is spliced from 11 exons. Gene Ontology annotation, biological process: outer dynein arm assembly; cilium movement. The coding region runs from base 127 to 1770 and encodes 547 amino acids.